AGGUGUCUUCUGGCCGGCUCUUUUCCUGCUUCUGCUAUCUUGCUGGCGCACGCUGCUGGCGCAAGUAGCCCUGCGCCUGGCGACUGGGCCUGAGAAGGGAGGAGUUACUCAUCCCCUCAAGCUUUCAGGCCCCGGGGAGAAUCUUUCAGAACCGAGUAAAUUCUGAAGAAUUUGGAAGGAAGUGAGUUUGGCUGGCUGAACUUGUGUGUGUGUGUGUGUGUGUGUUGGGGGACUGGUGGGAAGGGCAGUAGUGGGGAAAGAUCUGGAGUUAGACGUGGUCAUACCUGAAAAGUAGGGAGGACCUUGCUAAGGAUUUGGACUUUAUUCUUAAGACAGCGGGGAGCCAUGGGAGGGCUUUUAGCAGGAAAGCAAGGUGAUAGGGUUUGUGUCUUUGAAAAGUUACUUUGGCAGCAGUUAUAGGGGGCAGUCUGAAGGUGGGGAAGUCAGUGAAGAGGCUCCUAAACCAAGGCAGCAUGUUAGUGGCCAAAGGAAAGACAGACAGGGGCAUUGGUGAAAGGAGAAGCAGACAAACUAGAAAUAUCUAGAAGUCAUGCCAGUGAGACUGGAGUCGGAUUGUUUGGGUUCACCUCUCAGCUUCUUCACUUACUCACUGCCUAUAAGACCCUGGGCAGACUACUUACCCUCUGCGUUUCCAUUUCUUUAUCAGUAAAAUGGAAGCGAUAAUAGUAUCUGUGUAUCUCAACAGCGUAGAAUGAAAUGAUUUAAUAUACAUAAAAGAAUUAGAACAGCACCUUUUGUUGCUGCUUCUACAAUGAUCAUUAGUAGUAGUAAUGCUGACUGGAUGUGGGAGCUGAGGGAGAGGAGAAGUUGAGCUGACACCCAGUUCUUGGGCUUUGACAUCAGGGUGUACCGUCAGCAAGAGUCUGGCACGUGGUAAGAGCUUAUUAAGAACAUGCAGGCUGGGCGCAGUGGCUCACGCCUGUAAUCCCAGCCCUUUGAGAGGCUGAGGCAGGUGGAUCGACUGAGCUCAGGAGUUCAAGACCAGCCUGGCAAACAUGGCAAAACCCCGUCUCUACUAAAAAUUCAAAAAAUUAGCCAGGUCUGGUGGUGGGUGCCUGUAAUCCCAGCUACUUGAGAGGCUGAGGCACGAAAAUUGCUUGAACCUGGGAGGCAGAGGUUGCAGUGAGUUGAGAUUGCACCACUGUACUCCAGUCUGGGCAACAGAGCAAGACUCCAUCUCAGAAAAAAAAAAAAAGACAUGAAAGAACGAAUGAACAGCACAAGGCGCCUAGAUGCCAACCUCAUCUCCCUGGUCCCGGAGAGGAGCUUUGAGGGGCUGUCCUCCCUCCGCCACCUCUGGCUGGACGACAAUGCACUCACGGAGAUCCCUGUCAGGGCCCUCAACAACCUCCCUGCCCUGCAGGCCAUGACCCUGGCCCUCAACCGCAUCAGCCACAUCCCCGACUACGCAUUCCAGAAUCUCACCAGCCUUGUGGUGCUGCAUUUGCAUAACAACCGCAUCCAGCAUCUGGGGACCCACAGCUUCGAGGGGCUGCACAAUCUGGAGACACUAGACCUGAAUUAUAACGAGCUGCAGGAGUUCCCCGUGGCCAUCCGGACCCUGGGCAGACUGCAGGAACUGGGGUUCCAUAACAACAACAUCAAGGCCAUCCCAGAAAAGGCCUUUAUGGGGAACCCUCUGCUACAGACGAUACACUUUUAUGAUAACCCAAUCCAGUUUGUGGGAAGAUCGGCAUUCCAGUACCUGCCUAAACUCCACACACUAUCUCUGAAUGGUGCCACGGACAUCCAGGAGUUUCCAGAUCUCAAAGGCACCACCAGCCUGGAGAUCCUGACCCUGACCCGCGCAGGCAUCCGGCUGCUCCCAUCGGGGAUGUGCCAACAGCUGCCCAGGCUCCGAGUCCUGGAACUGUCUCACAAUCAAAUUGAGGAGCUGCCCAGCCUGCACAGGUGUCAGAAAUUGGAGGAAAUCGGCCUCCAACACAACCGCAUCUGGGAAAUUGGAGCUGACACCUUCAGCCAGCUGAGCUCCCUGCAAGCCCUGGAUCUUAGCUGGAACGCCAUCCGGUCCAUCCACCCCGAGGCCUUCUCCACCCUGCGCUCUCUGGUCAAGCUGGACCUGACAGACAACCAGCUGACCACACUCCCCCUGGCUGGACUUGGGGGCUUGAUGCAUCUGAAGCUCAAAGGGAACCUUGCUCUCUCCCAGGCCUUCUCCAAGGACAGUUUCCCAAAACUGAGGAUCCUGGAGGUGCCUUAUGCCUACCAGUGCUGUCCCUAUGGGAUGUGUGCCAGCUUCUUCAAGGCCUCUGGGCAGUGGGAGGCUGAAGACCUUCACCUUGAUGAUGAGGAGUCUUCAAAAAGGCCCCUGGGCCUCCUUGCCAGACAAGCAGAGAACCACUAUGACCUGGACCUGGAUGAGCUCCAGCUGGAGAUGGAGGACUCAAAGCCACACCCCAGUGUCCAGUGUAGCCCUACUCCAGGCCCCUUCAAGCCCUGUGAGUACCUCUUUGAAAGCUGGGGCAUCCGCCUGGCCGUGUGGGCCAUCGUGUUGCUCUCCGUGCUCUGCAAUGGACUGGUGCUGCUGACCGUGUUCGCUGGCGGGCCUGUCCACCUGCCCCCGGUCAAGUUUGUGGUAGGUGCGAUUGCAGGCGCCAACAUCUUGACUGGCAUUUCCUGUGGCCUUCUAGCCUCAGUCGAUGCCCUGACCUUUGGUCAGUUCUCUGAGUACGGAGCCCGCUGGGAGAUGGGGCUAGGCUGCCGGGCCACUGGCUUCCUGGCAGUACUUGGGUCGGAGGCGUCGGUGCUGCUGCUCACUCUGGCCGCAGUGCAGUGCAGCGUCUCCAUCUCCUGUGUCCGGGCCUAUGGGAAGUCCCCCUCCCCAGGCAGCAUUCGAGCAGGGGUCCUAGGCUGCCUGGCGCUGGCAGGGCUGGCCGCCGCGCUGCCCCUGGCCUCAGUGGGAGAAUACGGGGCCUCCCCACUCUGCCUGCCCUACGCGCCACCUGAGGGUCAGCCAGCAGCCCUGGGCUUCGCCGUGGCCCUGGUGAUGAUGAACUCCUUCUGUUUCCUGGUCGUGGCCGGUGCCUACAUCAAACUGUACUGUGACCUGCCGCGGGGCGACUUUGAGGCCAUGUGGGACUGCGCCAUGGUGAGGCACGUGGCCUGGCUCAUCUUCGCAGACGGGCUCCUCUACUGUCCCGUGGCCUUCCUCAGCUUCGCCUCCAUGCUGGGCCUCUUCCCUGUCAUGCCCGAGGCCGUCAAGUCUGUCCUGCUGGUGGUGCUGCCCCUGCCUGCCUGCCUCAACCCACUGCUGUACCUGCUCUUCAACCCCCACUUCCGGGAUGACCUUCGGCGGCUUCGGCCCCGCGCAGGGGACUCAGGGCCCCUAGCCUAUGCUGCGGCCGGGGAGCUGGAGAAGAGCUCCUGCGAUUCUACCCAGGCCCUGGUAGCCUUCUCUGAUGUGGAUCUCAUUCUGGAAGCUUCUGAAGCUGGGCGGCCCCCUGGGCUGGAGACCUAUGGCUUCCCCUCAGUGACCCUCAUCUCCUGUCAGCAGCCAGGGGCCCCCAGGCUGGAGGGCAGCCAUUGUGUAGAGCCAGAGGGGAACCACUUUGGGAACCCCCAACCCUCCAUGGAUGGAGAACUACUGCUGAGGGCAGAGGGAUCUACGCCAGCAGGUGGAGGCUCGUCAGGGGGUGGCGGCUUUCGGCCCUCUGGCUUGGCCUUUGCUUCACACGUGUAAAUAUCCCUCCCCAUUCUUCUCUUCCCCUCUCUUCCCUUUCCUCUCUCCCCCUCGGUGAAUGAUGGCUGCUUCUAAAACAAAUACAACCAAAACUCAGCAGUGUGAUCCAUAGCAGAUGGCCCAGUCCCUGGCUCCACUGAUCACCUCUCUCCUGUGACCAUCACCAACGGGUGCCUCUUGGCCUGGCUUUCCCUUGGCCUUCCUCAGCUUCACCUUGAUACUGGGCCUCUUCCUUGUCAUGUCUGAAGCUGUGGACCAGAGACCUGGACAUUUGUCUGCUUAAGGGAAAUGAGGGAAGUAAAGACAGUGAAGGGGUGGAGGGUUGAUCAGGGCACAGUGGACAGGGAGACCUCACAGAGAAAGGCCUGGAAAGUGAUUUCCCAUGUGACUCAUGGAUAGGAUACAAAAUGUGUUCCGUGUACCAUUAAUCUUGACAUAUGCCAUGCAUAAAGACUUCCUAUUAAAAUAAGCUUUGGAAGAGAUUACACAUGAUGUCUUUUUCUUAGAGAUUCACAGUGCAUGUUAGUGUAAUAAAGAGAUAAGUC
Messenger RNA from Gorilla gorilla gorilla (western lowland gorilla), 4266 nucleotides. RefSeq names its product leucine rich repeat containing G protein-coupled receptor 6 (gene LGR6). The transcript is spliced from 15 exons. Bases 1220 to 3721 code for a protein of 833 amino acids. NCBI's taxonomy places the organism in Eukaryota, Metazoa, Chordata, Mammalia, Primates, Hominidae. The record is from RefSeq and is a predicted model, not a curated record. Gene Ontology annotation, cellular component: plasma membrane. Gene Ontology annotation, molecular function: protein binding; protein-hormone receptor activity; G protein-coupled peptide receptor activity. Gene Ontology annotation, biological process: adenylate cyclase-activating G protein-coupled receptor signaling pathway; hormone-mediated signaling pathway; activation of adenylate cyclase activity.